This is a messenger RNA of Micromonas pusilla CCMP1545, 474 nucleotides long. RefSeq lists its product as uncharacterized. NCBI's taxonomy places the organism in Eukaryota, Viridiplantae, Chlorophyta, Mamiellophyceae, Mamiellales, Mamiellaceae. The transcript has 2 exons. The record is from RefSeq and is a predicted model, not a curated record. Gene Ontology annotation, molecular function: protein-folding chaperone binding; metal ion binding; protein folding chaperone. Bases 1 to 474 code for a protein of 157 amino acids.
AUGUCCACUCUCACGAUCUCCGCCAACGCGCGCGCGCUCGGCGCCGUCAAGGUGCGCGCCGCGGACGCCUCGCGCGUUCUCCGCGCGCCGUCGGCGACGGCGAAUCCUCCUUCGCUUCGUCGCGCCUCGGAGAAGAUGCCGUCUCCGAGACCUUCGAUUCGCGCGACGCGACGACGCGACGCGACGGCGCCGCGGACGCGCUCGCGACGCGACCGCGGCAACCGCGUGCUCGUCAUCGCCGACGCGCCCGAGACGAAAACCGCGGGGGGCAUCCUCCUCACCACCGGCGCCGGCCCGGGCGGCCCGGGCUCGUCGGUCACCGGCAGCGUCAGCGCGGUCGGCGCGGACGUGAAGGCGGUCAAGGCUGGCGAUAAGGUUUUGGUCAACGGCUUCGCGGGGAGCGACAUCGAGCUGGACGACGGAAGCAAAGGGAAGUUUUUGACCGAAGACGACAUCCUCGCCGUCGUGUCUUGA